AUCUUGAAUUGAUCGAAGAAGUAUUUUAGCUCUAAUAUUAAGUACGUAGUAGUAGAUCAGUUGGAAUAAGUUUGUUUAGGCAUUUUACAAUGAUGAAGCCAGUGGCAACCGCAGCAGCACCAGCAGCGGCUGAGGCAUAUGGUGUUCCCCUGGUGAGCGUUGUAGGGGAUUUUUUCUGUGUCCCUUACCCUGUGGAGCUAAUAGUGAAGAAAAAAAGCCACAAUUUGUUUGAUUCAAAAUACGAAGCUUUAGAUGCUAAUGGAAAUCUUUACUUCCACGUCAAUGGUUCGUCUCAUAAUUUCGAGAAAAAGAGGGUCAUGCGUGAUGCUGCUGGUUUUCCUCUUCUUAACAUGCGCGAGAAGGCAUUGUCAUCACGUCAUCGGUGGACGAUUUAUCGAGGAGAAAGCUCGGAACAAAAUAACAUGAUAUUCAGCGUUCGAAGAUCGAGUUCUUUCCAGCUAACGAAAUUUCGACACAAAGUUUUCCUACCCAAUAAUCUCAAUGAAGAUGUUCCAAACUUUCAGAUUGUUGAAUCCAACUCACCAUCUUGGUCUUAUAAAGUUUACAAAGGCGAAACUCUCAUUGCUGAGUUUAAAUUCGUCUUCUCGUGGGAGAACAUUGCCAAAGGUACUAAAAAGCUUGCACUCAAAAUUUAUCCAGGCGUAGAUUACGCUUUUAUUGUCGCAUUAGUUGUGAUCCUCUACGAAAAUGAUAUUACAUGUAUUUAAUUAUAUAGAACAUAUAUAUGCAUGAUUGUAAUUUAAUGUAGUAUAGAGUCAAGUCAACUAUUAUUAUACAUAUAACAUACCUAUGCUGUAUACAUCGUUUCAAGUAAGCCUCACAUUGUAUCCUGUAUUUACAUUACUAAUAACAUGUUAGUUAGGGUGUCGUGCUUGUAAUAAACGUUUUCAAUAUUUUAUCUUACAUUCAUUAUCUAUCACUCGAAUCUAAUCAAUACUAUCACCGAUAACAAACAAUCCAUCGCUGAAACUUAUAUUCGAUGGGAUAAUGUCAAGUAGCUUUCUAUUUAAAAGAAAACUAGAAUCAAACUUUUGUUUCAAAAGAGAAAUCAUAAUAUCAUUAGAAGUAUGCAAUUAUCUACUAUUGCUGUAGAACAUAGUGUGUCUAUAAGUGCUGGAGCCACUACUACAAAAACCCCCUUUAGAGGCGGUUUUUAAGCCCUUUCAGCGUCGGUUUUCGCGAAAUUCGCUACCGACGCUGAUCAGGGCGACGCUAAAGGGUUUAUAAAAACCGACGCCAUAUGUACCCC
This is a messenger RNA of Cannabis sativa, 1270 nucleotides long. RefSeq names its product protein LURP-one-related 14. The transcript is spliced from 3 exons. Lineage: Eukaryota; Viridiplantae; Streptophyta; Magnoliopsida; Rosales; Cannabaceae. Bases 90 to 728 code for a protein of 212 amino acids. The record is from RefSeq and is a predicted model, not a curated record.